GCAUGGAACAGUCAGCACAGAUCCAACAGGAUGAUUUCUCACACUUUCAACUCAUUCAACAACCGGUCCCUCAGCCAGUUACAGUCUUCCAGCAGCUCCCUUCAGCAAUGUCUCCACCUGCACCAGCUUUACGGCCAGGACACAUCAGGGAGGAUCUUGUAGAGCUGAUGAUGAUGCAGAAUGCUCAGAUGCAUCAGGUCAUCAUCAACAACAUGACCAUGGCUGCGCUCAGUUCUUUCGGCUACACGCAAGCACCUGGGCAUCCAGGUCCACCAGUAACAGCUGAGGUGGAGCCAGAGGUGUAUCAUCACCACUACCCUUGUCCACCUUGUGUUUCUUACCCUGUGUGGGUUCCUAUGUCUCUGGCACCAAUGCAGUCUCCCGUUCCUCUUCAGACCAUUCCGAACUUUAAUGAGACAACAAUGUGCCCUCUACACAAUAUCCACACAGAACACAGAGACAGGAAAGCUGUUCCUCCUCCUCCACCACCAAGUGCAACAGGUACUAUUGGACCAGGCAUUCCCCCCGCUGCAGAGUACUAUGAAGCAGAAAGAAGGGAGCACAGACAAGAAGAGACACAGAACUGAAAGGGAAACAGUAAGCUAACUU
Messenger RNA from Clarias gariepinus (North African catfish), 609 nucleotides. RefSeq names its product proline-rich protein 29-like. Lineage: Eukaryota; Metazoa; Chordata; Actinopteri; Siluriformes; Clariidae. Bases 3 to 587 code for a protein of 194 amino acids. The record is from RefSeq and is a predicted model, not a curated record. The transcript has 6 exons.